Chenopodium quinoa (quinoa) is the source of this 1506-nucleotide messenger RNA. RefSeq lists its product as uncharacterized. Bases 399 to 971 code for a protein of 190 amino acids. The transcript is spliced from 4 exons. NCBI's taxonomy places the organism in Eukaryota, Viridiplantae, Streptophyta, Magnoliopsida, Caryophyllales, Amaranthaceae. The record is from RefSeq and is a predicted model, not a curated record.
UCUCUUUCGCUUUCCUCUCUUUUAUUGAUUCCCAUAGGCUAAUUUAAUUUAUUAUUAUUCAAUUCAAGUUCCAUAAUUUUCUCUCUCCUAAAUUAUUUUUCCAUUUUUAUUUAAUUUUCCCAUCUCUAUAUAACUCAUCUACCCCCAACUUUAUCACCCUUCUUUCUUUCUCGCCUACUCCUUUUUGGCCUCAUUUUCAUGUCUUCUUUUCUCUCCAUUUUUGCUCCCAACUACCUUCUACUUUCCUACUAAUUUCCAUCUCCAGGCGUUACAAUUUUUGAUAAUUUUAGUGUUUCGCGAAUUGUGUAAAUACAGCGUAAAUACAUAGAAUUAAUCAAGAGAUUAGAAAAUAGAGGAGAGAGAAAAUUGGAAGAUCUAUUGCUAUUGAUCUUCGAAGGAUGAAUUUUUGUGGGAUCCAGCAAAACGGCGUCGCAUCUCGUGAAGAGAUGAUGAGUUUUGUGUCGAUUUCUGGUGGUCGGAAUACUGAUCGGAAAGACUCCGUGGUUUGCCCUAAACCUCGCCGUGUCGGCGCCCUUAACACCACCGUCAACGACCCUUCUAGACCUCCUCUUCGUUGGCACUUUGGGCAUUCAGAGCUCACUGAUUCCAGGGCCGGGUCUGAGCUGUUAGACAUAAUCCUUAGUAAGGGUGUUCAUGGUGCCGAGAGGCCAAGCACACCGGCAGCAUCGUCGCCCCCGUUUUUCAGUGGUUCGCCACCAAGUAGAGUCUCUAACCCAUUAAUUCAGGACGCUCGAUUCCGGGAGGAAAAACAGUUAAUUCCUCCAUUUUCACCAGUUCCAUCAUCGCCGAUACAGGCUACUGCAUCAGGGUCUGCAUCCUCACUAAACUCUUCCACAAGGAAAGGGGGAUGUGUGAGGGCGAAUUUUGGUAACAACCCGGCAGUUAGAGUUGAGGGGUUCGAUUGCCUCGACAGGGACCGCAGGAACUGCAGUAUCCCUGCCUUGGCUUAGGAACGAACCCCAUCGACAUCCAAACUCAAACCAAGUACAUAUAGUGAUCAUCAAAACAGAAAAGCCUUAAAGGCAAAUAUAACAUUUUAGCGAGGGAUAAAAAAAAUUACAAUAGCAGCAGCAUGAGAAGAAUUUUGGUAAAUUUCUCAGAGCAAAAGAAAGAGAUAUGGAAGAGUUGUUUAUUUUGCAGUGUAAAUAUGCAGUUGUUUAAAAGAGGGUUCCUUUUUUUGUAAGUACAAGGUACAACCAAAAAAAAAAAAAAAAAUCCCAUGUAAUUAGUUUUGACUAAAAUAAAAAGUGUGGGAAUUUAGAGUCUAGUUAUUUUUUUAGUUGUUGGAGUCUAAUGUGAAUAUGAGGGAGGGGAAAUUAUUUCUGGUACUUGUAUUUUGUAUAAAAUGCGGCUGAAUUUCUGUGGGAAGAAGAAGUUGUAUAAAAAAGCUGCAUUUGGUAUUAAAAGUCUGGUCUGUAGAAGUGAUAGGUUAAUGUAUAUAUGAAGAUGAAGCCCAUUUUCAGGGUUUCUGGUUUUUAAAGUGUU